Clupea harengus (Atlantic herring) is the source of this 2121-nucleotide messenger RNA. It is a transcript of the gene ddias, whose product is annotated as DNA damage induced apoptosis suppressor. The record is from RefSeq and is a predicted model, not a curated record. Gene Ontology annotation, cellular component: nucleus; cytoplasm. Lineage: Eukaryota; Metazoa; Chordata; Actinopteri; Clupeiformes; Clupeidae. Gene Ontology annotation, biological process: negative regulation of intrinsic apoptotic signaling pathway in response to DNA damage.
ACGAAGGCGAACAACAUCCCGCGAAAAACAAAAUGUUUUCCUUAGAAAAUGCAAACAUGCAGCGAAGAUUCAAGGUGCAGUUUCCCUGAAAAUAAGCCGCAAAUAUAAACUAAGUUAUCUAGUUCAUCCACCGUUCCUUUCGGUAUGACUACGAGAACUUUUCUUCGCUGCACUGUUCUGUCUGUUCAGGAUACAAGCAUUUUGUACCCGUCUUGUCUGACGUGUUUUUCAAGAGUUACGUUAGCGUCUGAAGAGCAGGCGAGCUCCAGAUGGUGUUGUGUUAAGUGUGGACGGGACGCGGAGGCCGCAGGGUACAGAUACAGGCUAUCACUCCGGGUGUCCAGAGACUGCGCUGUGCUCGGAGCCACUGUGUUUGGGAGCUGCCUUGAUUCCUUCUUUGGAGUACCAGCCGGGCAACUCAACAGAUUUCUGGAUGCCGUUAAAGAAAGCAGAGGUGUCCAAACAGUGGAGCGGCUACUCAGGAAAGCACUGGAGGACUGCUUUGUUGGAAGAUGCGUGCUUCUAGCAAUCAAGAUCCCUGGCAAUGUUGGAGAACACCGGUCACCAGGGAGACGGCCCUGUCCCGCUCUGGAAGGCUCUAUGAAGACCUCAGAGCAGUACAUUGCGAGUAGCAUCACUCUCCCAAACGACGGCGUCUUCGGUGCUACUGUGCUCCAGUACCUCCAGAGUCUCCUGCGUGCGCGCGACCUCUCAGAUGGGUGCAGCGAUCAGGAGUGUUCACAGGAGUCAGAUCAGGACAGUUACCAUGACUACACACAGCUCUGUCCUGGAGGAGUGUGCUCACCGCCAUGUAAGGCGGCCAACGCUUCCUUUCCUCUGCCUCUGUCUCUGCUGCAGUCGCCGGGUUCAGGCAGCGCGUCGGGGGGCUCGCUGGAGCUCUCUCUCCCUCGACCGCGGGGUGACGCACUCGAUGCCAGCCUCCCUGACGCCUCUGUUGCCAUGGCACCAUGCAGCUGCUGUGAUGCACAGAAGGGUCAGGUUUCCGUAAGCCAGGAGUCAGGAUAUGGCGAAACCUCCAGUUCCUUUACCAUAUUGUCCGGAUCCGUGCCCAGUCAGGACCAGCUCCAUUCCAGGGUGAGCUACCAUCAGGGAGGCUCAUCUGAGCCGACGUGUAGCUUUGGCAGUCAGGUGGCCUGUCAGAAAGACAUGGCCACUUCACCAGAGUGCCUCGUUCAUGACCCUGAGGAGGGCUACAACUACUCUGCAGAGCUUUUCGAUGUUUCAGGUUUGGACAGCAAUGACUUUUACAGAUCAGAGCAGGUCACGCACAGACCUCGGACAUCUGCUGAUUUCCACUGCAUUAUGCCCGGAUUGGCUCCUUUCUCUCAGUCCACACCCAUUCUCAAGAAAGGGGCUCCAAAGAGGAAGAGGAUGUCUAAAGCCACUGACCAGACCAAGGAAGCGUCUCACAGGGGGCUGGACCAUGGCUCUGCCCAGACCAAGGGAGCGUCUCACAGGGGGCUGGACCAUGGCUCUGCCCAGACAAAGAGAGCGUCUCACAGGGGGCUGGACCAUGGCUCUGAAGCACGCCGCAGGGGAGCAGGAAGUGUGAUUGACAGUCAGAUGGAGUGCACUACUGGGGAUGGAAGCUGGUGUGGUGCUGAUUGCUCCAAAGACCUUUUUGUUGAUUCAUACAAAGACUAAAUAAUAAUAAUUAUAAUAAUAAUAAUAAUAAUGAUGAUGAUAAGACUGUAUCAUGGUUUUUAAUGGUUUGAAUUUGAAUUUGUACAUACCAGCACCUCCUUUGAUAUUUAUAGUGAUGAAAUAGCUGAAAAUGUUCUCCUGUAAAUUCUAUUUGUAUGAAAUGAUAUAUGCUAGAUUGCACAAAGCUGAACAAAAAGGCUUUUUAUGAAGUUUAUAAAGAGCUGAAGGGUAUUCCAAAUACGUGGUUUAGUGACUUAACCCAGAUUAGUUAACUCCAACUAAGUGGUUAACCUCCUAAAAGAAGAGUCAUACAGCUUCAUUCUCCUACCAAAACAAAGCCAUAGGGCUCGUCCAGAUGUGAGCGAUAUUCUCUUGAAAAGGAACUCCGUAUUGUGUAUUUUAAUAAUCUGUAUCAGUCUUCUGGAUUAAAAACCUUAAAUAUUCGCAAAUCUGAAA